Molecule: messenger RNA, 4974 nt
Organism: Patiria miniata (bat star)
Lineage: Eukaryota; Metazoa; Echinodermata; Asteroidea; Valvatida; Asterinidae
Product: serine/threonine-protein kinase DCLK1-like
Exons: 7
Coding region: 276-2999 (907 amino acids)
Biological process (GO): intracellular signal transduction; protein phosphorylation
Molecular function (GO): ATP binding; protein kinase activity
Source: RefSeq, a predicted model, not a curated record
GCAGGAGCUGUCUCGAUGUGACGCGUUUUGCAAUCUGAGUAAUCAAAAUGGCUCGGAAAUUCUGCAUUAAACCUCCUUGACGUUGUGCUUGGAAUAGAGUUCCAUAGGUGAAGUACAAAUGAGGUAAUUGCCAGUAUUUCUAGUUGUUUUUAAGUUGUGGGUAUGCUUCAUGACGAUUUAUUAGUGGACAGUUGAAACUACGUUAUGAUGAGUGGUGAUCCCCGAGUGAAACAACCGAAAUGCGACAACUUGAAAUGUUGAUAUUAUGAUUUGUAAUGGGACGCCUGCAUAAGAGCCCACCAGGACGCAUGAAUGCCGACGCAAAUGACACCCUUCUUGCCUACCCCUUCAACAACUCGGACACAGCAGCGGCGGCAGCCCGUCCUCGCCGCAAACACCGAGACGCCAUGCUGCAAGUGGCGAGCCGCAACGCGGAUGCCACUCCCGCCGUCUCGCAGCAGCAUAAGGACAUCACCGAGGAGAAAUACCAGGACUUGCGGCGGCCGCGACAACUCCUCUUCUUCCGUAACGGCGACCGUUACUUCCGGGGCAAGAGAUUACGGAUUACGCCAAACCGUUUCCAGACGUUUGACACCCUUCUGAGCGAAUUGACGAAGCACAUGUCCCUCCCGUAUGGAGUGAGGAAAAUCUACAAUCCGGAAUCCGGAAAAUCUAUCACGGAUAUUGAGAAUUUGCUCGAUGGAGAGUCCUACGUGUGUGCUUCGUUUGAGAAGUUCAAAAAGCUGGAGUAUGGGGCUAAGCACAGUACGCCCGAUUGGAGUACGGGACAUGCAAGCAAACACAGUCAGCUACAGAGUGAUCUGUAUGGUCGGUUUAGUUACUCCUACCCCAGCACUGGCAAGUAUGCAGCAGCUUAUGCAAGGAGUCCUGCAGGAGGUUCUGACUCGCUCAAGAAGGGAGGCAGUGGACCCGUCUCCUUCUCCUUCCCUGGAGUCAAGAGGCCGCCUUUGUCUCAUCGAGAGAGAGAGCCCGUGUCUAAGUCCACCGGGUCACUUCAUCCAGACCUGAGUCCUUCCAAACCAAAGCUCUGUAAGAUCGUCAAGGCCGGACCCAAGCCGCGCCAGAGUGUCUCUCUCCUGCUGAACAAGAGGAGUGUCCAGUCCUACGAGAUGCUCGUUCAAGACAUCUCGGAUGCAUUCGGUCUUCCCAAAUACAAAAACCACAGGAUUCGGAAGCUGUAUACCGUCCAGGGAAAGGAGGUGAAGGGAGUGGCAGAUUUCUUUAGGAAUCCCGACGAUGCGUUUAUCGCAUCCGCUUCGAAACACCACUUGAGUAAGGAAGAGAUUGCUGAAAUCUACGCUGAGAACUUUCCCAGUAACCCCUAUGCCAAGGGGCAUAGGAGACGGACUAAGGGGCGGGACAGUAAGAGCGAUAGUGGUUUGGAGGAGGAUGAAGGGGGAGAGGUUCUCUCCAUGGCCAAGCCCAAGAAAGCAGGGAGGAGAUCCAAGGAUGUGGAGAAGACACCCAGAGAGGAUGGAGAUGCAGCUAGAAAGACGAAAGACGAAAUGGAGAGUGAAGACGCAGAAAAGGAAGAUGAGAUGAGACAAAAGGAGGAGGAACAGAGGCAGAAGAAAGAUGAGGCAGAGAGAGAGGAGGCAAAUCGGAAGAAAGAGGAAGAAUUGAGGUUGAAGGAAGAGGAGCUUAGAAAGAGGGAAGAGGAGCUGAAGAAACAGCUCCUGGAGGACAGACAAAAGAAAUCAGAACAGGAACGACUGGAGGCCAUUGCCAAGAAAGAGGCGGAGCUGAAAGCAAAAGAGGAGGAACUUCAACGGAAGGAGAAAGAGGAGCGAAGGAGAAGAGAGGAAGAUGCGGAGAGGAGACGGUUGGAAGAGGAAGAAGAAGAACAAAGAUUAGCGGAAUUAGAAAACAUUCAGACACCAGAUGAUGAAAUCAACAGUAUUGAUGCAAGAGAUUUCGAUUCACAGGAAGGUGUAUAUGAUAACCAUGAACUUCAUUCACCUGUGGAUAAAGUUGAAGCCAAAGGUAAUCAGAAGAAGAAACUGGACUUCACAUCGGACCCACGAGAGAUUGUGGACAAGGAUUCGAUUCUGAACAGGUACACCAUCGGCCCGAAAAUCGGCGACGGUAAUUUCGCGGAUGUCCACGAGGCUACACUCAAGAACACAGAGCAAGUGUUCGCGAUGAAGAUUGUGGACAAGUCCAAGCUCACGGGCAAGGAGCACAUGAUCGAAAACGAGAUUGGGAUCAUGAAGAACAUCAACCAUCCCAACAUCGUCAAACUCUUUGAGGAACACGAGACCAGGGAGAACAUCUACCUGGUGAUGGAGUUCAUCCGGGGAGGGGACUUGUUUGACGCCAUCACGGAGAGCGUUAAGUUCACCGAGGCGGACGCGGCUGUUAUUAUCAGCGACAUGGCCAGUGCCUUGGCUUAUCUGCACAGUCUCAACAUUGUCCAUCGAGACCUCAAACCCGAAAACCUAUUGUUUGUGAAUCGUCCGGUCAGCAAGUCUUCCUCAGGUGACAUCACCCUCAAGUUGGCUGAUUUUGGCCUGGCCAUGGAAGUCAAAGCACCCAUCUACACGGUGUGUGGGACACCCACGUAUGUCGCCCCGGAAAUACUAGCAGAAACGGGUUAUGGUCUCGAAGUCGACAUGUGGGCCACCGGUGUCAUCUGCUACAUCUUACUGUGCGGCUUCCCGCCGUUCCGCAGCUUGGACCGAGACCAAGAGGAGUUGUUUGAACUCAUCCAGGCUGGAGAGUUUGUCUACUUGUCACCUUACUGGGACAACAUCUCAGAUGAUGCCAAAGAUUUGAUUGAUCACUUAUUGGUCGUCAGUAAGAGGAAACGCUACACGGCCAAGCAGGUCUUAGCACAUCCCUGGGUGGUGAGCGGUGGGGGAACAGUGAAGGACAGCCUCCCAAAUCUCCAGCGAGAGGUCUCCAUGAACCUGGAGAAGAACUUUGAAGGACGGAAGAGUGGCAAACGGAAAGGGGUACACGCGGGAGGGGUGAGAUAAGAUGGCGGACGGACUCUAUCACUUGGAGAACUUUGAAGAACGGAAGCUUGUUAAAAGGGAAGGGGUACAUGUGGGAGGGGUAAGAUAAGACGGGGAAAGAAAUCCAUUUCUUCCAGUGUUGCCGUCACGUACACUGAAAUGAAAGCACUUGUGGUAGAUUCUUUUUAUCACGAAUCAAACCACAAGUAAGCCAAUGAUCUGUGAUGGAAGUUGCUUCAAAAUUUCAAAAGGGCAUGUCAUAACUUAGUGAUCCAUGUCAAAUCACUCUGUGAAUGUAGAAAUUGUUUACAUUUCGGACACGGAGAAGUAUUCCAAUACACUUUGUAAAAUAUCGAUCAAGAUGUAAAAAAAAAGAUUAUCAUGUCUUGCAGAAUUUCUGCCUUGCAUUCUAAAAUGCAGCUACUGUAUGUACAUUCCUCCAUGCUGCAUUUGUUUUCCAUUUUUUAGAACUCUAGCGAUCUCUUUUUGACCAUCACUUGUAUCGUCUUCCGAUUUUAAAUUCCAAUUCUCAUUUUAACUGAAAACGUGACGUUUUUAUUCAUGAAUAUAAAUAUAAAUACGAUAGUACAUACACGGUGUACAUAAUGUAGGCAACAGCCGUUUUAACUUCAUUUUAUUGAUGUACAGUUGUAGAGGUUUUUUCCAGCACGUCUUCAUGAAAUUUUUGGGGCUUUUAUAACACAGUAACUGCAGUAUUAUACAAAUAAUGAAUGUUUACGAGUGCAAUGGUAAGAAUAAUUUCAUGAGGUGACGGAAAUAAUGUUCCAUUGCACAAGGCAAAGCCCAAGUGGAAUGGAACAUUUCAUUUGUCACCGAAUUAAAUGAUUAUUUUCAUUGCACGAAUGUGAAACAUUAAUUAUUUGUUUUAUUCAACUUUUGAAUAAAUCCUCAUUGUCUGAUUGUGCAGAGCCACCAAUCAGAUGGCCUUGCUAUGGAAUUCUAUUUAUCGUGGAACAUGUGGAAUAGAACUUCUAUUUUUGCGGUGCGGCUGGGACAUGGGUUGGGACGAAUAAUUCACCGACAUGUGAUAACGAUUUACCAAUCAGGUGACGGGGAUUUAUUCAGGCGUUGAAUAAAAAUGGGUCUUGAAACAGGAUAGGUGACUGUUUCAUGGAACGAUGGUUAAACUUAUGAAAUUGCUUCAUUUCUUCCCCCAGUUAUACAUCAUAACCUUUUAUAUCAAUGUACCGCUUGAAAGUCCAGUGGUUGAAAAGACUAAAAUUCAUGAAAUAUAGUGCGCAAACCAAUUCCAAAUAGCGUUUAUCACAUUUUAAGGAAAAUAUAGUUUGUAAACAGUUGUCUAGAUUUUUGUAUAUAAAUGUAUAUUACUAUUGUACUUUGGCAACUUUUAGCUGUAAACAUAAAACAAAUCACCUUGUCAUUUUAUACUUCCGUGUCAGAUUUCUGUGUCAUUUAUUUUAAUUAUUUAAGAUGCGUUUAAGGAAUAAUUAUGAUGAGUGAAUGACUUGUACAUGUAAAAUAAUUAUCUGACUAGUCAUUAUCUCAUUAGAAAUCUGCGAAUAUAAAACAGACUUUUAAAAGUUCUGGAGGGUAAAUGAUUAGCAUGUUUUCGUUAGCUCUAGUUUUUGGUAACCGUUUAAAAUGCAGCAAUCACACUGUUCUGGAAUAAAGUAUUUAUGCCGUCAGCUGUUUGGGAAAAAUUGUGGGGUUUGGUUUAUUCAUUAACCCUGUAAAUUCAUUACAAAUCAUUUUUCCCCCCUAGUAUAGGUCUCUUUCAAAUGACAUAAUUUGCUACAGACUAGCUAUGUGCAUUGGCAACUAGAGGGCGCGUUUGGAACAUUUUCAACACUGCGCAAUGCGUGCUUUAUUGCGUAAAAUACGCAGUUGCAGUUCUGUUACAGAGAUGGCCGCCUUUGAGAGAGACCUAUAGGUUCAGUGCACUCUUACCUUGUAUUCUGGGACAAUCGACAUUCAGAAUUAUUAAUAAAUAGGAACAUGAAUCAGUAAAAUGAAA